This is a messenger RNA of Symbiodinium sp. CCMP2456, 5619 nucleotides long. The record is from the annotation of a GenBank genome assembly. Lineage: Eukaryota; Dinophyceae; Suessiales; Symbiodiniaceae.
AUGCGCUCCUUCUUUGCAUAUGGAGCUUUUCCGGUUUCCAUGCCGCUCAGUGCACGCUCCGUCGCAGGAAAGUUCAUCGCGGAGAGGAGACCGCGGCUGGUGAUCCUGGAGAAUGUGAAGGGUUUGCUCGCACCGAAUCCGGAGACCGAGCACCCUCCUAUCGAUUUUAUUCUUCGAGGCCGAAAUCCUGCAGCUUGGGCCGCGAUUCUGUAUCUGCCCACCUGCCUGCUGAGCCUGCGGAUGCCAAAACCUAGCCCCAAGCUCCAAACGCUGGCCCGAAGCUUAAGUGUAAGGGGCGGGCAGCGGUCGACGAGGGGAAGUGGAAGUUCGGGGAGAUGGCUAUGUGUCACUGAGUGUGACGGCAAAGAUGCACGAGUCAUGGACGCUGCUGACAAGGAGAUGUUGAUGUUGCCGGAGACAGUGAAUGCAAAGAAGCAGUUGGUGGAGCAAGCUGAUGGCAUGGUGGCGAACAGCCCGGACCUGAACUUCGCGCUUAACACAGAUUUCCAAGCAGCAGACGGCCGGGGACCUCGCAGCGGGACAUUUGCAAACCCCAUGAUCGGGAAGUCUUUGAACUCAUGGCCGCUCAGUGUAGAGCCGCUGCCUGAUGGUUGUCAAGAACAUCCCGAAGAGGGUGCCAUCGCUUCCCGCCGCCAGCGCCGAGGGGCCAAGAGAGGAGUUUUCAAGGUUGUGGUUGAGGUCGUUGUUGGGGAGGUUGCCCUCAAGAAACACUACCUUGGAGAAAGUUCGCUGUCCUUCGUUUGGGUGCCAAAGAUGUCUCGAUGGGGUGCUGACGCAAAGCUGCGGCCACCCUUCGUCUUCAUGGCCAUGGCGUUGGAAGAAAAUCCACACUUUGCAGCCGAACGCGGAGGUUUUCUUCCAGUUCGGAUCGAGCAUGCAUUAAAGCAGGAUCAGGUGGGUGACAUCGAUGGAGCGUUGUGGGUGGCAGACGAAGAAGCGAAGAAGUGUUUUGCAGCCACAAGCGAUGGUGUCGGAAAGAAGGAGUUCAGGAUGGAACAUGCAGGCAAGUUUAUGAAGCCAGCUGAGACGGUAGGGGCAAAGGAUGAGCAAGCGGUGAGUAAAACGACAUACUUGGGACAAAUUACGUGGAUGCUCUUGAAAUUCGACGGCUACCAGAUCGAACAAGAGAACCACAUCUACCACGACAUCCACAUCCUGGCGUGUUUGAAGAUGCUGGUCCUGACCAUCAAAAACGGACUGGAAAGCCAAGAAGACUGUUAUCAGGGCACUGAGCCCAACGCUGAUUGGGGGUUGAGCCUCAUCGAAGGCUAUGGACUUCGAUGGGACAUAUUGUAUUCCUACGAUUGGGGCCUUCCACAAAGCCGGCCCCGUGUGUACAUCGUUAUGGUUAGGGAGGAUGCCGGUGGUCAGAAAGCUGCCGAGCGCAUCUUCGAUGUGCUGACAGCCUGUGCGGGUCGACUUCCGCGAGGGUCAUGCAACGAUUUCCUUUUUCCAGAGGGUCAUCCGAAGCUGGAGCUGGCAAAAUCUCGUGUCGGCAAGUGCGGAGGCGGUCCGCGCAAAGCCUGCACCAAGUUUACCGAGGCUCUGUUCAGGACAAAGCGACAAGAACUGGGCAUCCCGGCCUCGGAUCGACCUUACUCCAAGGAUCGUGCGGCCGGCUGGUUUCCACAGGGCACUGAAAAGAUGGUGCAACAGCUUGACAUCAUCUAUGCCAUUGCAGAGAAGCAGGGCUUGGACUUCAAUUUCCUGCUUGCGGAUCUCAGCCAGCAGGUUUCGCGAGGGGCUUGGAGGGAUGACGGCAACAUUCCGACACUGACGACGGGCUGUUGUUUUUACAGCUUCAGCCGGCAUCGCCCCUUCGUAGGAGAGGAGUGCCUGAGACUCAAUGGCUUCCCAUUGGACGAGAUGAACCUGGAUCACCACACGGAGAACGAACUGAUCUUCCUCGCGGGUAAUGCAAUGUCUGUGCCGGUCAUCGGAGCCGUUCUUUUUGCGGGCCUGGUGUCGUUGGACUGGGGUGAGGGCAGGCACGCCGUGUCGAGGGCCUCGUUGCCCUCCCCGCUCGAGCAGCGGCCGGACAUUCGCAAGAUUGUCGAGAACUCCGUGGUUCUUGCCAAGGUCACUCCGUCCCUGGUCGACGAUGACAACGAGGAGGCCGUGGAUGCCCUCGAAGCUUCGGAGGCAGUGCAAUUGCCAUUGCCCUGUGAAGAGCCUGGUACCUCAGAGCUGCAGGAGCUGGCGCUGUCCCGACGAGCAGCUGUGCUUCUCGCGAUGGCCAAGGAGCUUUCGCAUGAACCUGCGAAGCGUGAGAAGAUGGACAAGGCAAGCUCGGAGCCAAAGAAAGCAGGGCUGUUGGCGGCCAUCCAGGCCGUGGCCGUGGAGAGCACUAACGAGGAGGAUCAGGAGGUGGAGGGAGAUGGCACUGGCUGGAGCGAGCGCUACAGCAGGAUUGAAAGCCAGAAGGCUCCAGACCGGCAACUUUGCCGCUGGCUGCAGGAAGCUGCUCAUUUAUUGGCCUCCAUGGAGCGGGAAGAGCGCAGCGAUUCAGCCAAGCAUCUUCAACUGUUCGUGGUGAAGUCCUUGCAGGUCUUCAGCGACGCGAGGGACUCUGACCUGACUAACCUGGCCGGUGAAGGACUUUCCCAAGCCGUGGAGCAGCUCUGGAGCAAACUGCGAUUCUCCGAGGCCAAGGCUCUGAGAGGACGGCUGCUGACGGCCGACCUGCUGUCGAAGCUUUCCACCAGCUCCCUUGACGGCUUUGAUUCGGAAACGUGGCUGAACAAGGCUGCAUCGCUCGAGGGUGUUGAGCUUUCAUCGCAGAGGGCGAGGCUUCUUCAGGGGCUUUCUAGCAGCCGACGCCGAUCGGCUAGGCUGCUAGCAGCGCUUCUGCGGAGAUGGAACCACGAAAGCGUGGGGGAUCAGGAACUUCUGUGGACUCAGAAGGCCGUGGAGUCCUUGCAAAAGGCGUGGACCUCGGCAGAUUGUCCGGAAGCAUGGGUCAGCUUCGCCAACGUCGGCAGGAUUAGCAAGAGCUGCCUGGAGAUUGCUAAGAAGUGUGAGAACCAGAAUCGGCCGAAGUCCUCGCAGAGCUUCCGUGAAAUCGCGCACAAGCUACAGACUGAAGUCUUCGCCUGGCGCCUGGGGCACGCCCUGGCAUCUGCGACGCCAAAGGAUUUCAGCCAAUACGAUGCAUUGCAGCUGGAAUCGGAGCAGAUGACGAGCGAGGAAGCCGGCUUGGUGAUUCUUCGCCAGAGUGUUGCAUGGAAGUUGCUGCAGCACCUGAAGCUCCAGGGCCCCAAGUCGCCGAAGGCCGAGGCGUCAAGUCGGAGUCUUAUGCACCACGCAGAUCCUGUGCGGGUGGAACGCUUCCACGCAUCGGAGCAGAACCUCCACGAUUGCUUGAAGACGAGGUUGAGCUCGCACCUCGAAGUGAAGCUCGGCAACUGGUCGCUUCCGUCGCUUCCACAGCGUCAGUGGGAGCAGGAGCUUCAGACCCGGAUUUCGGAGUCGAGCAACCAGCUCAACAUCCUCAUGAAAGGUCUGGCGCAUCUCACCGUUGCGGGCCACUUCGGCAGCAAAGUGCUGCCCGGGCAGGGCUACAUGGGUGAAAUCAAAACCAUCUGCAUCGAAGCCCAGGAGUCGCAAUUGCAGGCCCAGCAGGUGCACAGCACGAUCCAAGAAAGAUGUGCCAGAUUGCUUCUUUUCAGGCAGCUCGCGCUAGCCAACAAUGGCAGGGGUCUGCUGGAGAACCGGGAAGUGGUCAGCACGUUCAUUGGAAUUCUGGAUCAGCCGACGGCAGUUUCAUUAUGGCCGGACUUGCACAAGAGCUUGGAGAAGACCAAAAGUCCUGAGUGGAGCAAGGUCUACGACGCUGCAGUGACCGCUUUCCAGGGCCACAUUCCGCUGGAGCCGGGCUGGUCGCAAUCCUACUCCCGAGCCGGACUCCGCUUCUUUCAAUUCGGAGAGGGCCGCGAGAUCCAGACGAACUGGGCCUGGCCAUUGGGGACGCACGCGGACGCUCACUGGAGCGCCCCGGCGCCAACGACGCCGCCCAAUGCCAAGCCCGACCCCGAGGAGCGAAACGAUGGAAGCCAGGAGAUUGGAUUCAUGACCCCACCACAGCAUGGCGAGCCAACAACCCCGAGCAGCAGCGAGAGGCGACUGCAGGCUGGCGCGAAGGAGUGGCCUUCGCCGCCAGCACCGGCGAAGCCCGUCAGGUUUGUUUCCAGCAAGCCCAUCCCCGCCGUCGUCGAUGCGAAGAUGCUCAUGAAUCCGCCCAAACCCAGUGCAAGGCCCAACCUCCUUCGAGUGCCUGAGACACCCCGGGUGGGUACCGUGCCGCAGACGCCGCAGCCGCCGCAGACAGGUCUUGUGCCGCAGACACCGCGACCGGACCCUUUUCCGGAGCGGUCCCUAGCUUCGGCGCAGAUGAAAGCAGGACCGGAAGGUCGAAAGCUUGCACUCCAGACGCAACGUCCUGCGGAGCCUGCCGGUGAACCCCCCAAGCGGCACAAGGGGAUCAACCCUCCACCACUGCCUGCAAACAGGCCAAGGAUGGUACCGACCCCGCCACCAAUACCCGUGGUACAGCCAGCCGCUUCUGUGGUGCCAAAGCGAAGCGCAGCUUACGGACUGCACGAGCCCCCGCAAGGGCCCGUCUCCAGUGUGGAGCCACGCCUAACCCCGAAGGAGCCUCCGCUACCUCCUCCCGCCCAUCUGAUGCGUGCCAGGCCGCCACAGCACCAGAUGGACGAACAGCAGUUGCAAGAGCGGCAACUGCAACAGCAACGCCUCAGAGAGGAGCAACUGCAGCAGCAACAUUUGCAGCCGAAGUGGGGACCAGCCCGGAAGUCGGACGAGCCGAAGUUAGAGCCCGACGUGUGGAUUCGGCGCGCCCAGCUCUUGGGCGCUGUCCUGGGCCUUGUGCCUGACACUGGGCUGCGCGCUCUGUUUGAAGCGCGCUUGACCGAGUGGGCCAGACGAAAGGCCAAGCCGAGUCGUAGCAAGAUGACAAGCGCGGCCGAGUUGUGCCAGGAGCUGACGACGAAGCUCCUGCAAUCCGAAGGCCGCAGCGAAGAGGAGUCCCUGGGCUCCGAAAGAAUUAGAAGAGGCAACAGGUGCGACAGGCAGAGCGGUGGCGCCGGUGUUGUUUCCCUGGCCAGGUCUGUAAACUAUCUUCUUGAUGUGGAGGGCACCCAGGCUUUCCCGUUCGAGGUGCGAGACCCCUCGCUGUGCUGGUUCCCUGUGGGUUGCGGAUUUGUCCCGCUACAGCGCAUUACGAUGCGAAGAGGAGAACCAUUGGUGCGUGCUUGCCGGCUGGCUUGCGGCCUUCACCUUGCAGCACUCCUUCUGGUCAAGGUCUUUCAGCUGCCAGGCAAAGCGCAGCGCAAGCGUCUUGGGAGCCCAGCUCCGGUCCAGGUGGCCGAGGCGAUUGGAGCCAUUGCGCAGUUGCACGCGCAGCUUCUGGAAGAGCGCCGUGAGGCCUUGCCAGAUCUUUUCCGGCCCCUGGACGCUGAAGCAGUGGCUUCCGCUGCUUUGUGGCCAACGGUCAGAGAACACUGCUCUGCUGCUGUUCGCCUGGCGCUCCUGGAAUCCUUGCUGGAGGCGGGAGACAUGCGCCCUUGCACCAGGGCAUAA